Messenger RNA from Closterium sp. Naga37s-1, 320 nucleotides. The record is from the annotation of a GenBank genome assembly. Lineage: Eukaryota; Viridiplantae; Streptophyta; Zygnematophyceae; Desmidiales; Closteriaceae.
AGCUCGAGGCGGAGUGUCGCAGCUGCUGUGUCACCGACGAAGACUCGUCCACCCAGCAGUAUGCGUCCGCAGUGCUGGAGGUGUGCAUGAGGCGCGUGCAGUGGAUGCCAGUCGUUGCAGAGUUCAUAGAAGCCAAGGCGCCCAGCUUCCCCAACCUGCAGGUCCGUUACCGAAUCAACGCUCUCCCCAAGCUCAUUAUGAAGGACGCUGAGGGGAAGAACGCUGAUGUCAUCAGGAUUGAGAACUGGAAGAUGGAGCACAUUGAACAGUUCCUCAAGGAAAAACUCACGGAUGCCACUGCUGCCAGUGCUGUUGUGUGA